AUAUUAAAAUAUACUUUUUAAUUGAUCAAGGAGUUUUUGUUUAGACAAUUACAGCUCGUGCCUUUUCAUCGUGCAUGCUCUGCGAGUCACAUAUCGCGCACGCGACCAUCUCUAGCAUAUGCCAUGGUAUUAAAUAAAUACGUGGUUGAUUUGUUUGAUAAAUCUGACUAAAAUGUAUCAGCUGUGCAAAUCUAAUGUGAAACAGAAACAGGCCCAUAACUAACAUAAAAGGCCCAAAAUAAAAAGUUAUAGGCUAUGGAAACGGGCAAGGUGACUCAGGAACCAAAACAGAUGAAGUUCACAUAUCGUUUCGCCUUUUUCUUCAUAGCUGGCAGCUUGGCAACAUUUGUCUUCCAUGCGCUGACGUCGUCGUCGUCGGUGUCUCUGUUUGGAUGGAGGCUGCAGCUGCGUCAGUUGCAUCAUCUGCCCACUGCCCACUAUUUGCAGACGCGCGACGAGUUUGCCGUUUAUUCGGUGGAUGAGUUAAAUGCAUUUAAGGAGUUCUAUGACAAAAGUGUCAGCGAUAGCGUUGGUGCCAGCUAUACCGAGGCGGAGCAGACGAACAUUAAGGAGGCAUUGGGUGCCAUGCGUCUCGCCCUGGACAUGCAUAUAUCUGGCAAGGAUGACAAGGCAGCACGGCUGUUUGAGCACGCUCUGGCCCUAGCGCCCAAACAUCCGGAGGUGCUACUCCGUUACGGUGAAUUUCUCGAGCAUAAUCAGCGUAAUAUUGUGCUGGCGGAUCAGUACUAUUUCCAAGCCCUCAGCAUCAGUCCCAGCAAUUCGGAAGCAUUCGCCAAUCGCCAGCGUACUGCGAAUGUUGUCCAGACACUGGACGAACGUCGUCUGGUAUCGCUGGAUGAGAAACGGGAUGCCCUGUCUGCCAUCCAUGAGGCGAACGCUGCACUGCGUCGUGCCAAGAAAGAAGCCUACUUUCAGCACAUCUACCAUUCGGUGGGCAUUGAGGGCAAUACUAUGACGCUGGCACAGACACGCUCCGUGCUGGAAACCCGUAUGGCCGUCGAUGGCAAGUCGAUAGAUGAGCACAACGAAAUUCUCGGCAUGGACUUGGCCAUGAAGUACAUUAAUGCCAGUCUUGUGCAAAAGUUAGAAAUCACACUGAAGGAUAUUUUAGAGCUGCAUCGCCGCGUGCUGGGCCACGUGGAUCCCAUAGAAGGUGGUGAGUUUCGACGCACUCAGGUAUAUGUGGGCGGUCAUGUGCCGCCAGGCCCCGGAGAUUUGGCCCUGUUAAUGCAACGUUUCGAGCACUGGCUAAACUCCGAGCAAAGCAACUCCCUGCAUCCGGUCAACUAUGCGGCUCUUGCUCAUUAUAAACUGGUGCAUAUCCAUCCAUUCAUUGAUGGCAACGGUCGGACUUCGCGUCUGCUGAUGAACACGCUCCUUAUGCGAGCUGGUUAUCCGCCAGUUAUUAUACCCAAACAGCAGCGCAGUCAGUACUAUCAUUUCCUUAAGCUGGCCAAUGAGGGCGACAUUAGGCCCUUUGUGCGUUUCAUUGCCGAUUGCACGGAGAAGACACUGGACUUGUAUUUGUGGGCUACCAGCGACCUUCCCCAGCAAAUUCCAAUGCUCAUCCAAACGGAAAGCGAAGGUGGCGUAUUGGCCCAGCUGCAGUCGCACAUUGCGCAAAGCGCCCCAGAGCCAUAUGAGUCGGGUUCAGGAUUGGAUUCAGGUGUCAAUGGGAUGCCCUGACCCCCAAUGCAUAAAAUAGCCCAAUGGUUGCUCAACUUUAUUAGCAAAUUGUAUGUUGUAUAUUGUGUGGUUUAGCGGCAAUUUUGUGUAUAUUUGUAAUUUAUGUAUUUAUCAAGAAAAUCGUUUGUCAGACUGUGAUCGUAUUUAAGCUAAAAGAUUUAACCAAAUAUAAUAACAAAAUGCUUUAAUAGAGAGCAUAAUAA
This is a messenger RNA of Drosophila grimshawi, 1910 nucleotides long. RefSeq names its product protein adenylyltransferase Fic (gene Fic). Gene Ontology annotation, molecular function: protein binding. The record is from RefSeq and is a predicted model, not a curated record. The transcript has 4 exons. Bases 256 to 1707 code for a protein of 483 amino acids. Lineage: Eukaryota; Metazoa; Arthropoda; Insecta; Diptera; Drosophilidae.